Messenger RNA from Morchella importuna, 375 nucleotides. RefSeq lists its product as uncharacterized. The coding region runs from base 1 to 375 and encodes 124 amino acids. The record is from RefSeq and is a predicted model, not a curated record. Lineage: Eukaryota; Fungi; Ascomycota; Pezizomycetes; Pezizales; Morchellaceae. The transcript has 3 exons.
AUGUACCAUCAUGGGUUGCAGACAGCCAAUGGGUCAAGCAUUGCACGCAGUCCAGUUACUGACCCGCCUCCGCGGGCCAUAACGGGCAACAACGCACGCACCAGACAACAAGAUUUCUCUUCUUGCGUCAACAUGGUCCAGUUCGAAGCGAGAGAAGAAGAGAAGGCGGGCAGGGAUAUCACCCACGCCCCGGGAGCAGCAGUUGUGGGGAGAGAAGUUGAACGUUCGCGCCGAUCGCCAGCUGUAGUGCGGGAUAAGUCGCGUGUCCAGAGUAGCUACCUAUCUCGAUGUGUGCCCAAAACUGUUGAGAGGGAAGGGGGGUACAGUACAAGGUGGGAUGAUACCAACUACGGUAUCCCUUUACUAGCAUCCUGA